Messenger RNA from Callorhinchus milii (elephant shark), 2721 nucleotides. It is a transcript of the gene ido1, whose product is annotated as indoleamine 2,3-dioxygenase 1. Gene Ontology annotation, biological process: 'de novo' NAD+ biosynthetic process from L-tryptophan. Gene Ontology annotation, molecular function: metal ion binding; heme binding; L-tryptophan 2,3-dioxygenase activity. Bases 341 to 1564 code for a protein of 407 amino acids. The record is from RefSeq and is a predicted model, not a curated record. The transcript is spliced from 10 exons. Gene Ontology annotation, cellular component: cytoplasm. Lineage: Eukaryota; Metazoa; Chordata; Chondrichthyes; Chimaeriformes; Callorhinchidae.
UGAUCAUUAACCCAACGAAAAGAUUAAAUGCCAAUUGGUUGCCUCCGAUCCUACCCCUGAGAGAUAGUGAGAUCCACCCAUGUCCAUCAUCCCACUCAAGAAUUCAGCCCCGACACACAGGCUUCACCACAAUCAAUCGAUCGAUCGAUCAAUCCCAUGCAGGGCCAAUGCAAAAGUCUAGCGUUUGAUCGAUUUAUUCCACUGUGGGAAGAGCAUAAGAAUUAGGAACAUAAGAAUUAGGAGCAGGAAAGAGGCCAUUCGGAGAGACUCCUUUGGACACUGCGGCGUAUGAGAGAGAAUGCUCGGUUGUGGCAUCUGAAUUUCUGACUCCAAUCAAGCCAUGGCCAGACGGGAAAAUGGACUUUGCAUAGAUCUGGAGAAGUUCCACGUUUCUGAAGCUUGUGGGUUUGUCCUGCCAGAGCCACUGACUGUCCUUCCAGGAUUCUACCAACCCUGGAUGGAGAUGGCAAACAGCCUGACCGGUCUGAUUGAACAGCACCAGCUUCGUCGAGAAGUCAACCAGAUGCAGCUUCUCAGCACAAAUUUCCUCACAGGGCACAAGCAGCUGAGAUUGGCACAUCUGGCUCUCAGUUUUAUCACAAUGGGCUACGUCUGGCAGGACGGAGAAACCAACACCACAAAGGUUCUUCCCAGGAAUCUUGCUGUGCCUUUCUGUAAAGUCUCUGAGAUCCUCGGGCUCCCACCCAUCUUGGUCCAUGCGGAUUGUGUUUUAGCUAACUGGAAAAAAAAGGAUCCCAAUGGUUCUAUGGAAUUUGGAAAUCUGGAUACUAUUUUCGUUCUUCCCGGAGGAGACAGCUUGAAGGGGUUUUUCCUGGUGACUUUGCUGGUGGAAAUGGCAGCAGUUCAAGGCAUCAAGGCUGUUUCCGUUGCAGCUGGAGCUGUGUUGAGGCCCGAUGAUGACUCCCUCGAAAACGCUUUGCAAGAUCUGGCCAAGUCAAUUAAGCAGAUGAAGGAGGCUCUCAAGAAGAUGGAUGAUCAUGUGGACCCUGCCACCUUCUAUGGAGUAAUUCGUCUCUUUCUCUCUGGAUGGAAGGACAAUCCAGCCAUACCUGAGGGUUUGCUGUACGAAGGAGUGGCUGAAGAAACCAGACAGUACUCGGGAGGGAGCGCAGCUCAGAGCUCCACACUUCACUGUUUCGAUGAGUUCCUGGGAAUACGCCACAACAGGGAAAGUGCUGGGUUCCUUGACCGGAUGAGAGAUUACAUGCCUCCCUCGCAUAAGGCAUUGAUCCAAAUUAUCGCCUCCGGGCCAUCUGUGCGAGAGUACAUCGUGUCCAAAGGCAGUCCCGCUCUGCGGGAGACUUACAAUAAUUGCGUAGCUGCACUCGUCGACCUGAGGAACCAUCACAUAACAGUAGUCACCAGAUACAUCAGUAUAACCGCGGCCAAGGCGAAGGCUGAGAAGGCGAAGCAAACAGGCUCGGCACAUGUACUCCAGAGAGCACCCUCCGCCUUAGAAGAACGUGGAACAGGUGGCUCGGGGAUUAUGUGUUUUCUAAAGAACGUUCGGGAUACCACCAAGAGAGGAAUGAUAGAUAUUUGACCUUAUUGUUGUAGCGCAGGGGGCAAAAUGCACUGUGCCUUCAGUCACCCUCUUACCCCUACCCUCCCCGCUCUCCUGAUCGCAACCACCACCUCGGGUGCCGAUCCCUGACUGUUCAGCGUCUUGGGACGUCCUCCUGACGUGAAAGAAGCCGCGCAAAUGUAAUUUGUUGUUGUUGAUUACAUUGCAUAGCGCAUCACCCUCCACCCCACUCCCCCACCCCAUAAUGUAUAACAUAUAUAUUGGUAACCAACUUCAGAUUAUUUAUUGGUAAAACAUCAAUAGUGAGGUUGCGAUCAGCAAACCUUCAGUACAAAUAUCAGAAUGGGACCAGUGUGUGUGUGUGUGUGUAAAAAAAAGGAUUCAACCUGAAUAGAAGUUCUGGCAGGAUUGAAAUCUUUUCUUUUUAAUAAAAAUUUUAAAUAAAGGGAUUUCAUGAUUUUACUCUUCUGACAGUAUCCAAACCAGCUGAUAGCAUUUACUUGUAAUUGCUCCAAGGUUAUGUUAUUCCUUUCAUAAUAUAUAUACAGUGUGUGUGCAAGAGUUUCAUAAUUGACUAUGAAAUGGGAGAGAAUUUGCACCCUUUAUUCCUUAUACAAUUGAACUGGUUUUAUGUCAUAUUCUGUGUAUAAGUAUCUCACUGUGACAUUCGCAGUGAAAUAUGCUUGAGCAUAUUAUUGAGAGUAUACAUCUACUAUGAAUGGUCUCUUAUGGUCCGAUUACAAUGUCAAAUAUAUCUAUCAAUGUUAUAGAAAUAUAUAUAUAUAUAACUACAGAGAAUUACAGCUGGUGGGAGUGCACUUCAAAAGGAAACACGUCUUUGGGUUGAGCUGAAAAUCGUUCUACUUUUUACCUUCCAUUAUGUGAAGUCAUCUUUAUUCCUCAAAGUAUCAGCCUUAUGCAUUCCUCUCAUCUCUUAGCUUUUAUGUAAAGUUACAACCUUUAUUGACGGCGGCCCAAAUUCUUGGCAGAAUUUUGUGGGUUUAAAUGAUAAUUUGAACUCAUGCAAAGCGAAUUGUUUAUCCAACUUAAUAUUUCUUGCUGUCCCCAACCACCGAUUCUGCUAUAAAUAAAAUGUCUGUUUAAGAGAUUUAUCUUUUUUAUGCCUAGUAAAUUUUUUUUAGAAGGAUAAAAAUAAAGUGAUCAUCUGCACUGUU